Tuber melanosporum (Perigord truffle) is the source of this 120-nucleotide messenger RNA. RefSeq lists its product as uncharacterized. The coding region runs from base 1 to 120 and encodes 39 amino acids. The transcript has 5 exons. Lineage: Eukaryota; Fungi; Ascomycota; Pezizomycetes; Pezizales; Tuberaceae. The record is from RefSeq and is a predicted model, not a curated record.
AUGGACAGGAGGUUUGGAUUCUCCAAUAGCACAUCCUUCGGAUCCUUGAGUUCCUUGGAAUCCUUGGGGGAAAAGAGUCCAGGGGUUGGUGAAUUGCCUUUUGCUCAAUCAAGUCCUUAA